Messenger RNA from Schistosoma bovis, 711 nucleotides. Lineage: Eukaryota; Metazoa; Platyhelminthes; Trematoda; Strigeidida; Schistosomatidae. The record is from the annotation of a GenBank genome assembly.
AUGUUUAGGCCACAAGGAGCAGUUGUUUGGUUUUCCUUCUUUUUCCUGGUCUGGAAUGCAGCGCAGUUUCUUGAGUUUACAAGUGCAGAUAUCGCUGUGAUGAAACUCUCUGUCUCCGUUAAGGAGUGGGAUGAACUGAUUGGAAAGAAUGAUGUAAGAGAAUCCCUAGAAGUUUUGGAUGGAUAUUGUGCAAAUGUUGUGAAUGUGGUGAAGGAAUUGGAGCCAAAACUGAAUUCCGUUACUCUGUCAUGUGACAUCCAUCCAUUACAAAAACCAAAUAAUAUUCAUGCCGAAACCAUCAAUGUUCAACUUGCCGUGUUCACGAGCGAAAUGGAAAAAGUAUAUUCAUCAGAAACGUGGUUUCCAUCGUUGAAGAAUGCACUUGAAUCGGGUACUGUGAAUGUGGAUAGCACGUGGAUAACUAAAACCCACCUGUUCAACGAAUAUUUUGGAACGCACUUAGUCGCUGAUAGGUGCGCUGAUCUGAAGAACAUAAUGUCGAGGAGAUAUCCCGGGUUUGGAGAAUCAAUGGAGAACUGUCUCUUCGAUAUGCAUAAAGGGACUAUAAGUAUGAGUAUGAAAUACCAAGAACUAAUGAAGAAAGGAUAUUGCUGUUUCAAACAUAACAUAUACAGAAGAAUAUACUGGUCUAUUGAUGAAUUAUUGCGACCGGAAAAAUAUGGUGAGAAUUUUCGAAAAACACAAAUUUAA